UUUGCAGUUUUGUUGUACACAAGAGAUGUCAUGAAUAUGUAACCUUUAAAUGUCCUGGUGCUGAUAAAGGAGUUGAUUCUGAUGAUGCUAGAACUAAACAUCAGUUUGCUAUACAUACUUAUACAGGACCUACAUUCUGUGAUCAUUGUGGUUCUCUUCUUUACGGUAUUAUACAUCAAGGCUAUAAAUGCAAAAUAUGUGAUAUGAAUGUACAUAAGAGAUGUCAAGAAAGUGUUCCAAAUCUCUGCGGUUGUGAUCACACAGAAAGAAGAGGAAGAAUUGAGUUAAAAGUAUCAGCUACAAAUAAUAAGUUGGUAUGUGAAGUACGGCAAGCAAAGAAUCUUAUUCCAAUGGAUCCAAAUGGAUUAUCUGAUCCUUAUGUCAAAUUGAAAUUGAUCCCUGGUAAUGGAGAUUCAGCAAAAAAGAAAACAAAGACUAUCAAAGCUUGUCUAAAUCCACAAUGGAUGGAAACACUUAUUUUAGAUUUAAAGCCCGAAGAUAAAGAUCGAAGGCUUUUAAUUGAAGUUUGGGAUUGGGACAGAACCUCUAGAAAUGAUUUUAUGGGUUCUCUCUCAUUUGGAAUUUCUGAAAUUAUGAAAAAUCCUACUCAGGGGUGGUAUAAAUUAUUAACUGCUGAAGAAGGAGAAUUUUAUAAUGUGCCUGUUCCGUCUGAUGGUAGUGAUAUUGCAGAAUUUCAGAAGCAAAUGAAAUCCCGAUUAUCAGUUGAAUCUAAAAAAAUAGAAAGAGUUACAGCUACUACUGAUAUUCCUCAUAAUAUGAGUAAGCAAGAUAUUAUAAGAGCAUCUGAUUUUAAUUUUAUUAUGGUUCUUGGCAAAGGGAGUUUUGGUAAGGUAAUGUUAGCAGAAAGGAAAGGAACAGAUGAUUUGUAUGCAAUUAAAAUUCUAAAAAAAGAUGUUAUCAUUCAAGAUGAUGAUGUGGAAUGUGCCAUGGUAGAAAAGAGAGUUCUAGCAUUGGCCAACAAGCCUCCAUUUUUAGUUCAGCUUCAUUCCUGCUUUCAAACAAUGGAUCGUCUUUAUUUUGUAAUGGAAUAUGUUAAUGGAGGAGAUCUGAUGUUUCAAAUUCAACAAACAGGAAAAUUUAAAGAACCUGUUGCUGUAUUUUAUGCAGCUGAAAUUGCCAUAGGAUUAUUUUUUCUUCACAGUCGAGGUAUUAUAUACAGGGAUUUAAAAUUAGAUAAUGUUCUUUUGGAUCAAGAAGGGCAUAUAAAGAUUGCUGAUUUUGGUAUGUGUAAAGAAGGAAUAUCAAGUGAUCAAACAACAAAAACCUUCUGUGGCACUCCUGAUUACAUAGCUCCCGAGAUAAUUCUCUAUCAACCAUACGGAAAAUCUGUUGAUUGGUGGGCUUAUGGUGUCCUUUUAUAUGAGAUGCUUGUUGGACAGCCACCAUUUGAUGGAGAAGAUGAAGAAGAACUGUUUUCAGCCAUAACUGAUCACAAUGUCUCAUAUCCAAAGUCUCUUUCCAAAGAAGCUAAAGAGGCUUGUAAAGGAUUUUUAACAAAAAAUCCAGCCAAACGUCUGGGUUGCAGUUCUCAAGGAGAAGAAGAUGUAAGAAGUCAUCCAUUCUUUCGCCGUAUCAUUUGGGAAAAAAUAGAAAAUCGUGAGGUUCAGCCGCCAUUUAUUCCAAAAAUUAGACAUCGGAAAGAUGUUAGCAAUUUUGAUAAACAGUUUACAAGUGAGAAGACAGAUCUGACACCAACCGACAAAUUAUUCAUGAUGAACUUGGAUCAAACUGAAUUUAUGGGAUUUUCUUUCUUAAAUCCAGAGUUCAUCCAGCAUGUUUAAUUGCUGAUAAUUAUGCACGUGAUGCAUAUACAAACAAUCAUAUAUCACUUUUUCUCCUUGUAAUAUUUUACUAGUUUUUCAUACAUUUACAAUAUUAUUGUUAUUUAUCAAUUAUUUACAUAAUUAAAAUUCUUAGAAUUUAUUGUUGUCCAAAACAUGCCAAAUGGAACGAAAUUAUUUAAUUAUCUUUCUAGUCGAGUUAAUUAGGUUUAUGUGCAAGAUUGUUAUUGGAAAAUGUUAAAAUGUAGUCCAUUAUUAUAUACACCGAAUUAAAAACAUUGAAUCGAUAAGAAAUAAUGAACUAUAUUUUAUCCAAAAGAGGAAAAAAGGCUCUAAAACAAUCAAGGUAGUAUUUUUAUAACAUAAAAGAACCUUUUUUACUGUGUUUAUCCAUGUGAUAAUUAUGUAUUUUAAGCUUAUUUGCAUGGAGAAAUUUAUUAUAAAAAAAUCUCAAAUAAUAAAAUUGUGUUAACAAUCUUGGAAUAAUGUUUUUUAUAUAACUGUUAAUAUUUUUUUUAAUUAUUGUUAUUAAAUUUUUUAGUUUAAUUUAAUUUAUUUAAGUACAUAUUGUAGUAUCCUACACUGCCAAAAGACCCAUAGUUGUAACAUGUAUUCAUAUUGUAGUAAAUCAUUAAUAUAGAAAUUUUUUAUCAAUUUCAAUAAUUAUUCAGUAAUCAUAUUCAAUACUCAGUUGUAUUUUCUGAAAAAUAUUUUGUUUCUUAAUUUAGAUUCACUUCAAUAUUAUCCUUUAUCUGAGUAAUAAAGUAUCUUCUAUUGCUGAAUUUCUAAAUGUAUUAUCGAGUUAUUUGCUAGUUAAAUUAGAAUUACAGUAACAAUUAUUAUAAAACUAACCUUUCAUAUACUGUUAUAAUGUUAUGCCAAGAUGCAUCAUUGUAGUCCGUCAGAUUCUUUAAGGUUUCACUCCCUGUGCUAAUUUUGCUUGGAUUGUCCGUGAUGCUGUAAACACUACUCAGUAAUAUCUGUACCAAUAUACAUUACUUAUAGAUGUAAUUGUGUUGUUUAAGAAUUAUUUAUGGUGAUAAAAAUGUGUAUUAUCAUGUUUAGAGGAAAUUCAUACCUCAAACUACUAUUGAUGUACAGAAGUAGUCCCCCGUUUGAGUUAGGAGAGACUGAAAAUGUAUUAAAAAAAAUGUAAACUCAGGGAUGGAAGUUUGAAAAUGAAUAUUGGUAGAUGCUCAAUAAUUAUGUCUCAUUUAAUGCAAUCUCAACAAAAUAGUAAUUUAUACCUUUAGUUUUAAUGUUGUAUAUAGUAAAAAGAAGCAAAAAUUUUCUUUCUUUUUCUUUUUUUUUUUUGUCUUUUUAUAAUGAAAUUACGGUUGAUUCUCUGAAAUCCAGAUAUCUCUUAGAUACAUCCAGAAUUUAGAAUUAAAUUUGUAAGCAUUCUGAAUUUCACUUGUAGGCAUCAACAUCUAAUUAUUUUAAUAAUAGUAAUGUUUAAAUUAAUAAUUAUUUUUACUGUUUUUAUGAAUUUUAUACUUAAUAUAAGCAGUUUUAUAAUAUAAUUCUUAAAGGUGAUUUUCCUAUCAUAAUUAUUUUAUUACUAAACAUUCAUAUAGAAAUUGUUUAUGGGCUUCCAUUAUAUGUUAUUUUUUUAUAUGCAGCGUAAUUAAUCGUAAUCAAAUAUACUUUGGAAUUUAUAGAUAUCUGGAAUUUCGAAAAUUGACCCUACAAAAAGCAAUUUAUUUAAAAAAAAUAUAAAUAUAAGAAAACAAGAUAUAUAUACACAAUUUUAAGUUUUAAGAAAUGUUUUUUAUUUUA
Centruroides sculpturatus (bark scorpion) is the source of this 3581-nucleotide messenger RNA. Its product is annotated as protein kinase C, brain isozyme-like. Gene Ontology annotation, biological process: protein phosphorylation. The record is from RefSeq and is a predicted model, not a curated record. Gene Ontology annotation, molecular function: ATP binding; zinc ion binding; diacylglycerol-dependent serine/threonine kinase activity. The coding region runs from base 204 to 1802 and encodes 532 amino acids. The transcript has 14 exons. Lineage: Eukaryota; Metazoa; Arthropoda; Arachnida; Scorpiones; Buthidae.